Messenger RNA from Thecamonas trahens ATCC 50062, 1097 nucleotides. RefSeq names its product exosome component 2. The coding region runs from base 10 to 1002 and encodes 330 amino acids. Gene Ontology annotation, cellular component: nuclear exosome (RNase complex); cytoplasmic exosome (RNase complex). The record is from RefSeq and is a predicted model, not a curated record. NCBI's taxonomy places the organism in Eukaryota, Apusomonadida, Apusomonadidae. Gene Ontology annotation, biological process: poly(A)-dependent snoRNA 3'-end processing; nuclear polyadenylation-dependent rRNA catabolic process; exonucleolytic trimming to generate mature 3'-end of 5.8S rRNA from tricistronic rRNA transcript (SSU-rRNA, 5.8S rRNA, LSU-rRNA). The transcript has 2 exons. Gene Ontology annotation, molecular function: RNA binding.
ACUUGCGCCAUGUCCAAGACCAGCCGGCUUGCGCUCCCUGCGUAUGCAAGCUCGACACAGACGACCCGUACAGUGGACACACGUGUGGUUGUUCCCGGUGAGGUCAUUCUCCCACACGACGGCUUCCUUCGUGGCCACGGCACAUACCCCAAAGACGGCAUGCUGUGUGCGACGGUGGCGGGCAUGGUGACACAGGUCAACAAGCUAAUCUCGGUCGUUCCGCUCAAGUCGCGGUUUGUGGCGCGUAUUGGCGACGUGGUGGUGGGCCGCAUUGUCGAGGUGGCGCACAAGCGGUGGAAGGUCGACGUGCAGUCGCAGCAGGACGCGGUGCUGAUGCUGUCGUCGAUCAACAUUCCGGGAUCAACACAGCGCCGACGGUCGGCGGCGGACGAGCUGCUCAUGCGGUCGUUCUUUGCAGAGGGCGACCUCAUUUCGGCAGAGGUCCAAUCGCUGUAUGCGGAUGGUGGGUGCUCGCUGGCUACGCGCUCGUCAAAGUACGGCAAGCUCGUCGACGGCCUGCUUGUGGCGGUCAACCCUUCGCUGAUGAAGCGGACGGCCUCGCAUUUCCACUCGUUCCCCUGCGGCAUCGACGCCAUCUUUGGCUUUAACGGCUACAUCUGGCUCACGCCGUCGCCGCCCGAGGCUGAGGGCGACGACGUGGCGAGCGCCUCGGCCACGGGCGCCAUUCCCUCGUCGAUGAACGACGUGUCGACGGCGGCGGCGGACACCGGCCCGCCGUUCAAGUCGGUCCCGCUCGAUGCGCGCAAGGCCAUUGUCCGCCUCCGCAACGCCAUUGUGGCGCUCGACAGCGUCUUUAUCGCCAUCUAUGCCGACUCGGUGUGGGAGGCGUACCAGGCCUCGCUCGAGCUGGAGCUGGACUUGCCGGACAUGCUCCACGCGUCGAACAUGGAGGCCGUGACGGCGCGGGUCCGCGAGGUGCACGACGAGGCCAUGGCCGCUGCGGUGGUGCCGGGGGUCGAGGCCGGGCCUAGCAGCGCGUGAGACGGCCCACGUCACAGCGUGGAUGCGUUUAGCCAGCUGGGAACACACUACUCGGCAGCGACCGGGGCAUCGAGAUUGAACGGCUCAAACUUCCA